Molecule: messenger RNA, 1326 nt
Organism: Notolabrus celidotus (New Zealand spotty)
Lineage: Eukaryota; Metazoa; Chordata; Actinopteri; Labriformes; Labridae
Product: zymogen granule membrane protein 16-like
Exons: 6
Coding region: 302-796 (164 amino acids)
Source: RefSeq, a predicted model, not a curated record
UUGCAUCAAAGAUGUGGUCAUGUUGACGCAAAGCCCUCUCAAGGAGGAAAAUGUCAAGCAUUCACAUAAGAACUAGUUUUGACCUAUCUGCUUUCGAUCACAGAUAAAAGAAAAGAUUAGACAGGUAUUGUUCGUGUGUGACCGCCCAGGAAUGAUCCAUACUAUAAAAGCAGUAAUGCUGCAUGCAGAGGAACAGAUUUGCGUUGUUCAUGGGGGAACUUAAGCCUGGAGAACAUCACUGCACACUUUGAACCCUGAUCUGUGUUUCUCAGUCACAUCCAAGUAACAAGAAAGCACCAGAAUGCAGUACAUUGUCUUUGCCGCUCUGCUCUCCGCCUGUGUGCUGGCUGAUGUUCAGCCUCAGUACUACUCCUUCUCCAAUGAAGUGGGUACAGGAAGUGGCAGCCCGUACAGUCUGAAAGGACAAGGCAAAAUCACAGCUGUCAGAGUGUGGGACAGCAACUACCUCUAUGCUUUCCAAUUCCGCUAUGGCUACAUCUGGUCUCCAAUUGUUGGUAACAAAGCUGGGUUCGUUCAGGAGAUGGAGCUGCAUGACGAUGAAGCCAUCAUCCAGAUCUCUGGGAAGUAUUCCCACUACCUGCAGUCAGUGGUGUUCACCACCACCAAGGGCCGCACGCUGCAGGCAGGCCAGCCCUCAGGGAACUCCUUUAACAUGUAUGCCCCCGUCAACAGCAUGUCCCAGCUAGUUGCACUCACCGGACGCUACCACGGAGGCCUCACCUCUCUCCAAGCUCACUGGGGCCUCCUGCCUUCCAACAGCACCGCCUUGAUGUGAGGAGAGAGGGGUAACAGACGAGUAAGAGAAUGUUUGCCUCAUAAAUUGCUGUCAGCACGUUGAUGUCACAAAACGUCAUGUUCAGAUUGUACAUGUUGAAAAUAUCCUUUCUCAGCAAAACGAUUGUUCUUUGAUCAAAAAAGUAUUGUUAAGUUGAGAGAACUUAAAUGUUUUUUUACUAGAACCCUUUAAAACUUGUGAGGUGAAACUUUAAGCUGCAUACUUGGGCAACAAUGUGAAGUAACAGAGGGCAUUAUUUAGUAACUUGUACUGUUUGAAGGAUUCGCUCAUCCUGAGCUUGUUUUUGUCCUCUUGAUUUUUAUGUAGGAGCUUUUAGCAUAGCAAAAGAAAUGCUGUCACAUACAAAUGAUCAAGAUAUUGAUCAUAUUGAUUGUUUUUGAUACGUCACUUUAAUCCUGAUUUCAUUUUCUCCUUCCCUUAAGUUGAUCUUUUUUCUAAUCAUUGUUUUGCACUUGUUAGAAAUGUCUAUGGGAACAAAUGUUGAAUAUAAAUGUUGUUGUUAACUGAAA